AUGUCGAGCCGCUAUAUUUUGCCAGUCGAGCCUGCGGAUGGCCGCGGCGAGACCGUCGUCAUCGAAGUGCUGCAGCAGGGCAGCCACCCUCUGGACGUCAGAUUGGUGGGCUGCGAGGGCGAAACCCCAUAUGUGACUUCGAUCACGCACCGCAAUCUCGCCAGUCUCAAGCACAAAUUCAAGGGCAGCGACGACGAGUGGGCCGCCGUCGUGUCUCAUUUUCUGCUCCAGCAACAGCCCGAAAUCGGCCAGACCGACAUCUUGGACGGUGUUCGCAUGGUCUACACUUUGAAAAACAAGAACCUAGAACUUUCUUUUCGCCAGGACGUUGGGAACAUCAAGGUCACGCUGGGUGAGAUUGUCCUUCCAGAAGACGAUGAGUUUGAGUUCAACCCGUUUGAGUGGGCGCAGGCAUCAGCCAUGGCGCACGCCAAAACGUUGCAGCAGGUGGUCAACUUGAAAGACCAAGUCAAGAGCGAGCAACACACCCUCGCCAAACUCAAUGCGCAACUGGAUGACUUCAUCAAAACUAAGAAUGACACCGAGACGGCCAUGCUCCAGCAGUUCAUGCAACUGCUAAACGAGAAGAAGCGGAAGAUCCGGGACCAGAGUCGUCUGCUAGCUGGCGCAAAAGUCGACAAUCCCACAGCGGCGGCCGUACAGUCGACCCGAGCAGACACCAAGACUCGCAAACCAGGCGCAUCGCGAACGUCGAAGCGUAAAGCGCCGGCACAAGCAGCCGAGCCAGAGGCAACUCCAGAUGCAGACAGCGACCAGAUGGAGAUCGAAGAGCAGGACGACGAGGAAAUGCCCGAACCCAUGACCCCAGAGCAGUCCGACAAUGAAACAGACGAGGAGGAUGAACCUUUACCACACCCCAGAGGCAGGUCAUCCGAGACGCUGAGAGCAAGUUCUGUUGCACAGAGUUCCAGAAGUGAAGCCACGGGGAGCAAGGGUGCACCACCACCUCGAACACUUCCCUUCCAGAAGAGAAUGACGCGAAUUGAUAAUGUACAGAAACAGCCCUCUCCAGCAGCAGCAACAACAGCAGCGGACGACGACGACGAUGACGAGACAGACGAUGAGGAGCUGUAG
This is a messenger RNA of Alternaria viburni, 1095 nucleotides long. RefSeq lists its product as uncharacterized. NCBI's taxonomy places the organism in Eukaryota, Fungi, Ascomycota, Dothideomycetes, Pleosporales, Pleosporaceae. The coding region runs from base 1 to 1095 and encodes 364 amino acids. The record is from RefSeq and is a predicted model, not a curated record. The transcript is spliced from 4 exons.